UCUAAAACUCAUUCACAAAAAGACUCUCCCUCUCUCUCUCUCUCUCUCUCUCUCUCUCUCUCUCUCUCUCUCUCUGACCAUCCUCCUUUAUCAGCAUCUCCUCCGCCGUCCCCCCAUUUUUCACGGUGAAUCGUAUCGAAAACGCAACAUCCGACCAAGAUUUCAGAUAAAGCUGAAUAGUACAUCUAUGGAAGUCGCACCUCAGAGUUCGGAAGUCCCAAUUACAAAGGUGGCUGACGAUUCUGGAAAUGAUGCCAUUGGUGAUAAGGUCACUAAUGGGGAUGUAACUCAAGUAGGAAAAGAUAUUAAGAGCGAAGAGGAGGACAAUGCUCUGGGCGGUGAGUUCAUAAAAGUAGAAAAGGAGCCUCUGGAGGCGAAGGAUACUCAUCCAGCCAAAACAGUAUCCGCAGAGGAGGAUAAACCAACUAUUGUUGAAAGAAGUUCAUGCAAUUCAAGCAGAGAAUUAUUGGAGGCCCAAGAGAAGUCAAGAGAUCUUGAGUUUGAAAUUGAGAGAUUAGCUGGAAGUUUGAAGCAUUUAGAGUCAGAGAAUUCAAGGCUACAGGAUGAGGUAUCAAUCACGAAGGAGAAGCUCGAGGCAACUGAAAAGAAGUUUGAAGUGCUUGAACUCGAUCACAAGAAAUCGAAAGAGCAGAUUGUUGAAUCUGAAGAUAAAUAUAGUUCGCAGCUCAACAGUUUGCAAGAGGCACUGCAAGCUCAAGAAGCGAAGAACAAGGAGUUGACAGCGGUGAAAGAAGCAUUUGAUAGUUUGACAAAUGAUUUUGAGAAUUCCCGCAAGCAGAUUCAAGAGUUGGAACAAAAACUGAAGAUCUCUGGAGACGAAACUUUGAAAUUUGAGGAGCUUCACAAACAAAGUGGCUCGAAUGCUGAAUCUGAGGCUAAAAAAGCAUUAGAAUUUGAGAGGCUUCUUGAAUCAGAAAGACUGAGUGCAAAAGAAAGAGAAGAUCAAAUCUCUUCCCUACAAGAAAAAAUCAAGGGCUUAAAUGACGAGAUUGCUGAAAGCCAAAAGGUAAAAGAAGAACUUAGAACUACAGCAACUGAGCUUUUUGCUGUCCAGGGAGAUCUAGAGCUUUCAAAAUCUCAAGUGCUAGACUUGGAGAAGAAACUUUCUACGAAGGAAGGUUUGGUUGAAGAACUAACUCAAGAACUGGACGCACGAAGAGCUUCAGAAUCUAAGAUCAAGGAAGAUAUCUCAGCCGUUGAAAGCCAGUUUGCUUCAGCUAAAGAGGAUCUUCGUGUAAAGGUUUCUGAACUGGAAGAAAUAAGAUUGAAGCUUCAGGAAGAAAGUAACCAAAAAGAAUCUGCUGAAUCUGCUCUAAGAAUUCUGGAAGCACAAAUCUCUGAUACCCAAAAGGAACUUUCAGCAGUUAUCAAAGAUAAAGAAGAGCUUGAAGUGAAUGUAGCAGAUCUCUCUAGCAAUGCCAAACAAAUGAAAGAUUUAUGCAACAGUCUAGAGGAAAAACUGAAGCUUUCUGAUGAGAAUUUUGGAAAAGCUGAUUCUCUUUUAUCUCAAGCUCUGUCCAACAAUAAGGAGCUGGAACAGAAGUUGAGAAAUUUAGAGGAUCUCCAUAAUGAAACUGGAAUUGUCGCUCAAUCUGCCACUCAGAAGAAUCGUGAACUUGAGGAAAUUGUCCGAUCUUCAACUGCCUUAUCAGAAGAUGCAAAAUCGCAAUUGAGAGAACUCGAGACUCGAUUUAUAGCAGCCGAACAAAAGAAUGUGGAGCUUGAACAACAGCUAAAUUUGUUACAAUUGAAAAACGAUGAUGUCGAGAGGGAAGCGACUGAAUUAUCUGAGAAAAUAAAAGAACUUAGUACAAAGUUGAUCGAGAUUGAGCAAGAAAAGCAGCAACUGAAUGACCAUAAGCAGGAAUACCAGGAUAAGGUACUGCAACUGGAAUCUGCAAUACAGCAGUCGACGUUGCAGCACGAGGAACUGGAGAAGGAGCUGAAAACCACAAUCGGGAAAUGUUCUGAAUACGAGGAACGAGCUAACAUGAAUCACCACCGUAGCAUUGAACUUGAAGAACUGAUCCUGACAUCUCAUAACAAAAUUGAAGUUGCAGAUAAAAGGGCGAGUGAGUUGGAGUUGUUGCUUGAAACAGAAAAGUAUAGAAUUCAGGAGCUUGAAGAACAAAUAAAUACUUUAGAAAAGAAAUGUGGGGAAGCUGAAGCAGAAACCAAGAAGAACUUUGACCAGGCAUCUGUCUUGGCUUCUGAAAUAAAGUCUUAUGAAGAAAAAGUAGCAAGCCUUGAGACUAAAUUGCAUGUUGCCAACGUAAAGGAAAAGGAAUUAAAUGAAUCUCUGGAUAUAGCAACAGAAGAGAAGAAAAAAUUGGAAGAUGCACUGAACUUAUCUAGCAGUAGGCUAGCUGAAUCAGAAAGUUUGGUCGAAGUUCUAAGGAACGAUCUGAACGAUACCCAAAAGAGACUCGAAAGUAUAGAGAACGAUCUCCAGGCUACUGGAUUCAGAGAGACUGAGGUGCUGGGAAAGCUGAAAUCUGCGGAGGAGAAACUCGAACACCAAUUACGAUCAAUAGAGGAAACUACUGCAAGAAACACGGAACUUCAGUUGUUACAUGACUCAUUAGCCAAGGAUUCAGAAACUAAAAUGCUGGAAGCAGUAGCAAAGUUCACCAACAAAGAAUCUGAGGCUAACUCUCUAGUGGAGAAAAUUAAUGUUCUUGAAGAACAAAUAAAAGCUUAUGAGGAUCAGAUAUCUGAAACCAAUGAAAGAUCUGCAGCUUUAAAAGAAGAAUUGGAACAGACUUUGACAAAAUUGAGUUCUUUGGAGAGUACAAAUGGUGAACUCAAAAAGUAUAGUUUGGAAGUUGAAAAUAAAGUUUCUCAGAUUUCUUCCGAGAACGAACUCUUAGUCGAUACAAACAUUCAACUCAAAACAAAGCUUAAUGAACUUCAGGAGUUAUUGAGCUCUGCACUUUCUGAAAAGGAAACUUCUUAUCAGCAGCUCGCUUCUCAUAAGAGCUCUAUUGCUGAAUUAACCGAAAAGCACUCGAGAGCCAUCGAGUUCCAGUCUGUAACCGAAGCUCGUCAAGUCGAGACAGAUCAGAAAUUGCAGGAAGCCAUUCAAAAGUUCGAUCAGAGAAAUUCGGAGGCUGAGGAAUUGAGUGGGAAACUAAAAAUAGCAGAGAACGAGAUAAAAUUGUUUGAAUCCAAGACUUUGGAAGCUUCUGCAGAAGCUGAAUCUCACAAGAUUCAGCUAGAAGAGAGUCUUUUGAAAGUAAAACAACUAGAAAGCAUGGUAGAAGAGCUGCAAACCAAGAAAGUUGAUGCUGAACAGGAGAGUGCAGGGCUAAAUGAGGUUAGAUUGAAGCUUACUCAAGAACUGGCCUUAAUCGAAUCGAAUUUGAAUGACCUCCAGAACAAGUUAUCUGCCGCAAAUGCUGAAAGGGAUGAAACUACUGAACGACUCCAGGCUGCAGAGAAGACUGUAAAUGAGUUGAAAUCGCAGCUCUCUUCUGAAGAACAGAGGCUACAGUCUCAGAUCGCUUCAAUUAUGGAAGACAACGACGUCCUCAAUGAAACAUACCAGAAGACCAAAAACGAAUUUCAGUUAGAAAUAUUAAAGCUGGAAGGAAAAUUGAAAGAACAGAGCAAAGUAGAAGAAUCAUUAAGAUCUGAAAUUGAAAAUCUCAAGGCAGAGAUAGCAGAGAAUAAUGGUUUAAAAAUACGCCAAAAGGAGCUUGAAGAUGAGGUUGAAAGUGUCCGAUCAGCCGCUGCAGGAAAAGAGACAGAAUUGAUUUCCAAAUUGGAAGAUUAUGGACUAAAAAUCCAAGAUAGAGAUCAACUAAAUGCACAAGUUGUACAACUAAAGGCGGAGAUCGCUGAACAGAAAGAGAAAGAUUCUCAAAAAGAGAUCGAACGAGAGGAUUCGGUUAAGCAGUCUCUUGAAGAUUUGGAAGCGAAGGGCAAAGAAAUUAUUGCUCUAGAAACACAAAUCAAGGACCUCCAGCAGAAAUUGCUCCUGGCUGAAGCUAAGCCCGUAGAGAAGGCUGAUGGAGGCAGCAGCAUGGCGGAGCCGAAGGAGGGAGUAGAAAUCAAAUCCCGAGACAUUGGAUUAACCUUUUCUACUCCAACAAAAAGGAAGCACAAGAAGAACAAAGAGGCAUCAUCGCCAUCUACACCAUCUUCAUCUUCUGCCGAAACACACACCCAAAUUGCUGAGGUUUCUCCAAUCUCUUCCUUGAAGUUGGUUUUGGCGGUAGCUCUGAUCUCUGUUAUAGUUGGUAUAUAUCUGGGGAAAAGGUAUUAAAUAUUCGUGGUUUUCGAUUUUUUUUUUCAAUCUUUUUCUUUGAAGCCUUUAAAGUUGGUUUUUUUAUUUUUAUUUUUUCAAAUUUCUUUUGAGAUUUAAGGGUUUUCUAGUCGGUUUGGGAAUUCGAUUUUUAUUUUCCAUCCCCAGCCAGCAUGGGAAAGCAAAUACCAUUGAUGAUACCUUUAGUUUUGGAAGUGUGUAUUUAAGUUGUAUCGGUCAAAAGUUGGAGAUGUAUGUAUUUUCUUUGUAAUGCGCGUAUUUCACAAGUCAUUACUAGUGGAACCACUUGGUUUUUA
Cucurbita maxima (winter squash) is the source of this 4584-nucleotide messenger RNA. RefSeq names its product myosin heavy chain, fast skeletal muscle. Bases 188 to 4288 code for a protein of 1366 amino acids. The record is from RefSeq and is a predicted model, not a curated record. The transcript has 7 exons. Lineage: Eukaryota; Viridiplantae; Streptophyta; Magnoliopsida; Cucurbitales; Cucurbitaceae.